GAAAAGGAAAAUCUCAAAAAAGAAUUAAAGAAAAAUGGUGUUUUCCUCUAAUCCAUUAUCUCUCAGCGUCCCAGACCCUACCUUCGAAUCGUGGCUCCGAGACUCCGGCUACCUAGACGUCAUCGACAACCAACAGACCGCCGCUGCUGCCGCUCCCACCACCGGUACUUCCACGAUUAGCGACCCAACAAUAACCAUCCCAAUCAGCAGCUUCCUUUUCCGAUAUUUGGUCUCUUUUUUCUCUCAUUUAUGGACGCUACUCUCUCUACUCACGUUCAACCCAUUCGCCAAGCUCACCACCAACGAUUUCUCCGGUGAAACUCCGUCGUGGACUAAAGGGUUCUUCGCGGAUUUCUUGUCCUAUUCGUUUCCAGCUUCGGCUUCUCAAGCGAGGCUCAGGGUUCAAGAGAACGUUAAGCGUUAUGCUCGGAAUUAUGCUUCACUUUUUAUCCUCUUCUUCGCUUGUUCUCUGUAUCAGCUGCCACUUGCACUUGUUGGGUUGAUAUCAAGUUUGGCACUUUGGGAUUCAUUCAGGUUCUUCAGUGAUAAAUGGGGUUUGAAUCGAUUCCCUGUCACUGAAAUGAUCUUGGUUCGCUUUGCGCAAUGCGUUACUGCAAUUAUUUUGUUGUGGUUGAAUGUUCAAAUGGCUUUGUGUUGUACCCUUGUUGUCAGUUAUAUAGUUAUGCUUUUGCAUGCCGCAUUCCGGAAGCUGACUCCAGUAAAGCAACCUUCUCAAGGUAGACGGAAAUAGGAGAUCACACUGAACCAAACACAAAUAUGGCCAGCUUCGGUUUGCAGUUUUGUUUUGCAGCAAGAGAUCAACAACUUUUCUUCAGUGAGCUAAAAAAACGACCUCUUUAUAGUAUAAUGGCUUAUUAUCCGGUGGAUGACUUUUUUUGUAGUUGGUCUUGCUCGGUACAUGUAAAAUGACAAAAAGAAAUUGCAUUAUUGCGAUGAACAUUUGAUAGAUCUUGUUUAGCUUUCUAUCAAUCAUAGGCUGUUGAGUUUUCUAACCUGUAAUCGAGUUUUGCUGGUAUUAACUUUGUAUAUUCCCUCAUGCACCCUCUUCCUGCUUAAAAGUUGACUAAUUCAUUCAGAGCUCGCAGUUAAAUGGUGCUUGGCAUUCAUUUCUGUAAACCUUGCUACACGAAGAACUGAAAUAGAAUUUGAAAAGGUGAAUACCAAUUCCUAA
Messenger RNA from Gossypium raimondii (Peruvian cotton), 1192 nucleotides. RefSeq names its product PRA1 family protein H. The record is from RefSeq and is a predicted model, not a curated record. Lineage: Eukaryota; Viridiplantae; Streptophyta; Magnoliopsida; Malvales; Malvaceae. The transcript is spliced from 4 exons. Gene Ontology annotation, cellular component: endoplasmic reticulum; Golgi apparatus. Gene Ontology annotation, biological process: vesicle-mediated transport. Bases 35 to 751 code for a protein of 238 amino acids.